AUGCCUCCUUUAUUAGUAUUUCUCAUAUUGUUCGUAGAAUACUCUUGUUCUGCUGUUUGGAAUCAGUCUAAUUCCAAUUGUUCUCUACUAUUUACUGUUCAAGAAAUAAGCGUAUCAGACACGAUCGCCACUCACUUUCCGUUGAAACUUACCGGCUACUUUAAUACAUCGUGUGAUAUUCAAAACUUUUCUGCUUACUAUAAACUUACACCAUUGAAUGUCAUACUUAUUGGAGACACAGAACAGCAACAGCGAGAUGAUGAGGAUACUUAUUCGAUGAUCAAAUUGCAUGCAAAUCGGUUUAAUUUUUUUAUAAAUCAAUCUUCAACCAUUCGAUUGUGCGUCUUAUUAUCUGAUAAUGGUGCCCAAUAUCUGUGUCGACAGAUACAUAUCGGUGUUAAUGAACUAUACGACUUUUGGAAUAGGCCGAUGAAAGUAUUUUAUUUGGUAUUGAUAUCUUUAUUGGGCACUUAUCAUAUUUUGCGUUUUCUAAGACAUAAAUGGCGUAAAAGCGGAAAGAAAUCGAAACCCAAAGCUCGAACUGUUGUUACCAAACGCGUGUCAAUUCACGAAACUAAACAUGAUACAUUCGAAAAUGAGAAAGUCAAUGAAGAUUUAUCUGGUGACGAAGAUGAAGAAUAA
Molecule: messenger RNA, 642 nt
Organism: Adineta ricciae
Lineage: Eukaryota; Metazoa; Rotifera; Eurotatoria; Adinetida; Adinetidae
Source: the annotation of a GenBank genome assembly